Molecule: messenger RNA, 928 nt
Organism: Lymnaea stagnalis (great pond snail)
Lineage: Eukaryota; Metazoa; Mollusca; Gastropoda; Lymnaeidae
Source: the annotation of a GenBank genome assembly
AUGGCAGCCGAGGGGGUGCCGCUGUGCAGACUUCUCAGGGUCAACGAGGAUGGAUCACGUGACGUGGAGCUGACCAGACCCCAGUCGGAACCGCUCGGUAUAUUUUUCAGCAAAGGUCGCGAAACGAAAAAAGACGGUAAGCAGUUUUGAAUGCUACAGGGAUAAUCUGAUCCAUCACGCUCAUCUAAAUGUUUGGGAUGGGUUUGUACGGUCACUGGCUUGAAACUUAAAACACCAAUGCAACUCUAAAUCACCUCUUUCAAUCAACUAAUGAUUGCUUCAAACCAUCCAAUCACAGCUCUAAGUCUCCCAAUCAUUAGAUUAAAUCAAUAAAUCAAUCAAUGCUUUCGAUUGCCAUUCAUAAUAUUUACUAAUCCAAUCACAGUGGUUAUUUUGCGAGUAAGAAAAUAGCCUCCAAAGUUUUUCAACCUUAAAUUAUCCGCUCACGGUGAUUUUCAGCCUUAUCUUACACCCCCCUCCUCUUUUUUUUUCGGGCUGCUGGGCGGCCUCUUAUAUUUAAAGGGCCCAAAGUUGUGAUGCGAAAAAUAUUAACUACCAAGUUUGAAUACUAAAAGAAAAGGUGGGGGCAAGACACGUAACCGAAAUAUGGCAUAAGUCAAGUGACGGCAUUGUUUCCCCUCAGAAGACUCACCAUUAUUGCACCUACUUGUAAACGAUAACUCUGAUUUUUUUGUGCUCACAAACGCUGACCAAUGGUCCACCUCCCCUACCCCCGCGUGCUCAUCUCCCAGGUCUGGUGGUCAAGUCGUUCCUGGACAAACACGCCAAGAAAUUAUUCGCCGGAAUACUCCGCGUCGGAGACGAGAUCGUGGAGAUCGACGAGUCUGACAUCUGCCCUUUGACCCUGGACGAGGUCAAGGACAUCAUUCAACAGAAAGAGCGGAUGGUCAUCAAGCUAUGCCCCCUU